Molecule: messenger RNA, 5775 nt
Organism: Prorocentrum cordatum
Lineage: Eukaryota; Dinophyceae; Prorocentrales; Prorocentraceae
Source: the annotation of a GenBank genome assembly
AUGGCGACUACAUCAGGCUCUUCGACGCCGGCCAGAGUGGAGGUGCCAUCAUGGAACGGGGAGGCAGAGAAGCUGUCGAGCUACCACUUCGAAGUGGCCAUGUUCGUGAAGAGCAUCAGGCUGAGCGACCGCUACGUCUGUGGUCCACAGUUGGUUCGGGCGCUUGGGCCGCGGGUUCGGAACGCCGUGGAGAGCUGCCCGUCCAUCGACGACGUGGGCCGUGUGGACGGGGGCGGAAGACUGGUCGGCUGGGAGACGGUGUUCAACUACGUGCUGGACAAGUUGGACUACACCAGCCUGAACGACACAGGCAAACUGGCAGAGGAGUUCUUCCUGAAGGUCGCGCGCAACUCAGGCGAGACCUUCCAGGACUGGGCCGCUAGGUUCGAGAAGAAGGAGAGAGAGCUGCUCUCGCAGCUGCAGGCGAUCGACCCGGACGUCAAGGAAGUGAUUGCCAAACCGCUCCGUACAUGGUGGUUCUUGAGGAAGUCCAGGCCUUGGCGGAGCUGGACGGCCCUGUACGAGAACGACGCCGACGACGACGAGCACGAGACUGGUGGGGAAGUUGACGAAAUCUACGAGAUGGUCGAACAGCUGAUCGACCUUGCAGACGAGGACGACGACGAUGAAGAGGCUGCCGACCUGGAGGCGGACAACGAGGUGUUCGCGCAGUUCCGCCAGGCGGGGCGGAGUUUCAAGGGCGACUUCGGGGACCUGGCAAAGGUCGGGGACGUGGACAAGAUCGACGAGUACGAUUCGCAGCUCGGACACCGUGCUCGAGACUGCCCCGACCGUGGCAAGGUCGGGAACAGCGCUACUGCUGGCACGGGGACGACGCACAACGGCUUCAUCCUGUCGGCGCUGGACGAGUGCGUCUACUUGCUGGAGCGCGAGGGGAUCUGGGCCGUGCUGGACAUCGGGGCGACGCGCAGCCUGGGCGGUGUCGAGAGCGUGGAGAACUUGAUGUACAAGAUGCUGGUGAACCACAAUGUGGAGUUCGAGGCCCACAGCGACACCUGCUCCUUCACCUUUGGGGGCGGCCUCCAGAAGAGCUCCAUGGGGACGGUCGCGGGCAAGGCCUUCCUGGGACCUCAGUUGCGGGAGAUCAGCCUCUCGGUGAUGGCGAACCGCGUUCCGAUCCUCCUGGGCAUGGACAUCCUGACGGACGACCUGAAGGUGGUGGUGGACUGUGGCCGCAACUGGCUUGGCCUACCGACACUGGGCAACAAGGUCUACUACUGCGAGCGGCUCUCCAGCAAGCACCUGGCGAUCAACCUGUCGACGCCGCAGUGGUGGCGUGAAGUACCUGUGCCCUUGUCUUUGGAGCGCUGCCAGGCCAACAUGGUAGAGCAGGACUCCAACGUACUGAUGGAGGAGUCAGAGGAGCCCUGCGUGGGCUGCGCUGGCUGCGGCCGCGAGCGGACCAAUCCCGACUCAGAGACCGAGCAGCACACCGAUUCCGAGAAGAGCGAGUUCAACACGACAAUCGACCGAGAGAAGACUGUCGACCGCGAUGCGUUCGAGCAGCCCGAGGAUUCCGAAAUCUACGAUGCCGACACCUACCGCUUCAGGGCCUACGUCGAGCUGCGGGACAGCCCGAGUGGGCCCGGCCUCGGACACGUGCUGGACCGCCAACUCGAGCUCAGCAGCGUCACCAACGACACCAGGAUCGAUAGUCACCAGUGCCUGAAGCAGCAGCCGACCGAGCCCACCAGCGAGGCGCUCGGGGACAUACGCAGCCAGGCAGUUGCGAUGAGGUGGCGAUGGCUCGCGGCGAAGGUGGCGAAGCGGGAUCCGGAGGGCCCCUGGGAGUUCCUGCCGAAGCCAGACGACACCAUGCUGGACGACUCGGACACCGACCUGCAGAUGUUCUACCAGGCUCAGGAGAAGGUGAUGGAGAAGAUCUACGCCGAGAUCGGGGAAGACACCACCAUCCUGUCCAAAACGUCCAGAGCCGACCUGAUGGAGAUCUGCUGCCCGAAGGAUUCGUCUCUCGGACAAGCCAUCGGAGCUCAAGGAGGCAGAGUUGUACGCUGCGGGCUUUUCAACGGCUACGACAUGGGAACAGCUACAGAAGCUAGCGGAUUGUCACACGGAGCUCGAGCACCCCUGGAACAGCCGGAGUUGGUCCAGGUCACCCUUCAUCAAGAGAUGCGAUCCGAGAUGGACGAGACCAUCGUCCAUGGCUGUGCUUACAGACUUCGAGAUGAACGGACUGGUCUACUCAUCAAGAAGGCCUGGCGCGUCUGCUCGACGGACCCCGAGUUCGGCAUGAAGGUUGGCCGCGUGUGCUCCACCCGCCCCGGGCGAGGAGAUAACCAUCUUCAUCGAAUAAUCGAGGAUGGGCGCUUGGUGGCACAAGUCGCUUACUACCCUCCUGCCAUGUGCAAGUCCUGGGCCAAGCACAUCAUGAAGGAGAACGCCAGUGUGAAUUACGGCAAAGAGAUCUUCGCAGGUCUGGAGCACAUUCCAGAGGAGGACGACGUCGACAUGCCCGAUGACGAGGAGGAGUUGCCGAAGGACGAGGACAUCGAGAUGGAGACCGUGGAGACCCCCAUCAAGGGCAUGGGGAUCAAGACUGAGCUGGCCAAGAAAGAGACCUCCGAGAUCGAGCAGCGUCUGUCACGGCUACAUCGGAAUCUCGGACAUCCCAGUAACAAGACGCUCUACAAUAUCCUGAAGGCAUCGGGUGUGGAGGUACCGGGCGUCCUUGAAGUACUUGCGGCCGAUGGACUCGAAUGGCUAUCACAUCAGCAGACGCCCCACUUCAUGGCGCUGAAUAUUGACGAGGGCUCGGGCCUCACCAGCGUGACGUACCACGGGCAGAAGGGCGAGCGCAGCAGCAACCGUACGGCCACAGAGGUCAUCUCUACGUGGGAGUCUUGGUGCAGUCACUACCGACGACCGUCGCUCAUUCGCAUGGAUCCAGAGGGCUGUCAUUGCUCUCAGGCCGUCGCCAAGUGGGCAUCGGACCACGGCAUCGAGAUCUGGAUCGCCCCGGAGAAGCUCACUGGUUGGCACUCGCCGUUCGAGCGCGUCCUGGGCGCGACGGGCACGCCCGCCUCGAACAACCCCUUUGCCAUCAUCGACGGUGACACGGGGGAGACGCAGGAGCAGCGGCGACUGCUUGCCCGCAAGAGCUACCUGGAGUGCGAAUACGCUGAGCGACGUCGACAUGCUGAACAAGCCCGGAACCGCGUGUACCAGACACGGGAGGCCGGCGACCUUGUGCACUUCUGGCGAGAGGGGAAGGGCCGCGAAAAUAAGCCCGGCAAGAAAGGGGGCUGGCAUGGUCCUGCGAGGGUGCUCAUCCAGGAGAAGAGGCACAUCGACGGCCGCAUCCGCACUACGUCAGUCGUCUGGAUCGCUCACGGGAACACGCUCCUCAGAUGUGCGCCAGAACUUCGACCAGCUUCGGAGGCCGAGAAGAUGAUCACCGAAUUGCAGAAGCAGGCCGACCUCGGGAAGACCAUGACCGAGAUUCUCGAGACCGCCAAGUCUGGCACCUACGAGGACCUCCUACAACAACGGCCCCCAGACCUUCGAGGGCACGAGCCACAGCAGCCUCCGGACCCUGGACCUGCAGAGCAAGUACCUGAAGAACCUCCCGGCGAGGCCAUGGAGGAGGAGCCACCUGCGCAGGAGUCCCGGGCGACAACACCGCGCUCUGUAGCCCAGCCCGAAGUGAGCCAGACGAACUACCCGAAGAUCCUCCUCUACCUCCUGACCACGGGGACACGGACGUCACCAGCAGACCAGCACAACCAGCUCCACCCGAACCUGCUCGUCCUGCUGAGGAACCUGGAACCGCCGCAGGAGAUCGACCUCUACCGACCUCCUGAGAAACGACAGAAGGGCAACGACGGGACGGACGACAAGGAACUCCUGGUCAACCUACUUCACGACGACCUGGACAUCACCCUGGGGGCCGACGAGCACCAGACCGUCUACUUCGAGUGCGUGAGCUUUAUUGCCAAACAACGCCGCAAGGACAAGGUGGAGCUCACCUGGUCCAAGAUGAAUGCGACCGAGCGCAAGGAGCUCGAGGAGGCCAUCGCCAAGGAGACGAACAACUGGGUGCAACACCAGGGGCUACAACCAGCACCUGCAUCACGAGUGAGGGACACCGCGGACAUCAUCAGGGCGCGCUGGCUUUUCACCCGCAAGGCCGAUGGUCGUGCAAAGGCCCGCCUCGUCCUUCUAGGCUACCAGACCAAGGACCUUGGCAAGGCACCGACCGCGAGCCCGACGGCAUCCCGAAGGGCGCGCAACGUGGUGCUCACCAUCGCCGCCGCCAAGCACUGGAAGCUGACCAAGGGCGACGUCACCUCGGCACUCCUACAGGCCAACAAGCUCGAGAAGGACUACUUCAUCGAACCCGACAACGUGCUCAAGAAGGCAUUCAAUGUGAAGGACGGUGAGCUCCUCCAGGUGACCAAGCCUGGCUAUGGAAUCGGCGAGGCCCCGCGUCACUGGCGGGAGACCGUCAAGGUCGACUUCAAAAAGCUGGGACUUCAGGCGUGCGAACUGGGACCUUGCAUGUGGACGCUGCGGUGCUCCUGGACGGGCCGUCUCAUCGGACGGGCCAUGGCGCACGUGGGCAACUUCAUUUUGGCGAGCGACACCGACCACGAGGAGCGGAACACCAACGUUCAGCAGAUCCGCAAACUCUAUAAGUGGGGCACCUGGAAGGACAUGAACGCGGGCAUUGACAGCCUGGAGCAGCGCGGGGUCACUAUCGUGGAGAACGCGAAGGGUUUCUUCCUACGCCAGAGGGCAUACGCCGACAAAAUCCAAGAAGUGCGUCCAGCAGACAACGGGCGCCAUCGCCCCUCCGACACGUUGCGCGAGAAGGAUCAGACCAUCCUCAGGGCGUUCUGCGGGGAGGUCUACUGGCUGGGGGUGAACACGAUGCCCUUCCUGCUUGCGUGGGUCGCCGAGCUUCAGUCCAAGAUCCUGAACGGCACGCGCAGCCUCUUCACCACGGCCAACAACAUCGUGAAGUUGAUCAAGCAGAACCAGCACAUAGGACUCCAUAUACAUCGCCACAACAUGGACGACUUGGCCGUCUUCACCUGGUGCGACGCCGCCUGGGCCAGCCGGCCCGGCGGGCAUUCUCAGGGAGGCCACCUCACCGCGGUCGCGGCCGCCAAGGCGAUGCACGGCGAGAAGGCAGAGUUCACGGUGCUCGGCUGGGGCUCCAAGAAGUUGCGCCGCGUGGCUCGGUCGAGCCUUGCAGCGGAAGUGCAGGAAGCUGGAGACGCCGAAGGAGAGCAGUGCAUGGUGCGCAUGGUGCAGGCGGAGAUCCUCCUGAACAAGUCGCCAGUGCGGGAGCGCAUGGACAUGCUCCACCACCUGCCAGCGGUGCUCGUGACCGACUGCAGGGCCUUCUACGACGGGGUGGUGCGGUCUCAGUCGGCGGGGCUGGGCCUCGAGGAGCGGCGGACCGCGAUCGAGGCGCUGGCGCUACGGAGCGCCCUCGACGAGGGCAAGACGCUGGUGCGGCGGGUGCACUCGCACUCGCAGAUCGCGGACGGGCUCACCAAGGGCAACUGGCAAGCGUUCGGAGUGCUGAAGCUGUUCCUGGAGAAGCAGGAGUGGGGGUUGAUCUACGACGAGAACUUCGUGAGCGCGCGGAAGCGCGCGGCAUUAGGCCGAGGCAUCUUCGACAAGACGAACGACACCAGAGGACUCGUUGAGGGCGGGCGGGAUCUUUUCAUCCAGCCCACUGGGUUCAGUGGCAAGACCAGGCACCUGGGAGCCUGGUCGCCCUAG